Drosophila innubila is the source of this 1163-nucleotide messenger RNA. RefSeq lists its product as uncharacterized. The transcript has 2 exons. Bases 69 to 332 code for a protein of 87 amino acids. The record is from RefSeq and is a predicted model, not a curated record. NCBI's taxonomy places the organism in Eukaryota, Metazoa, Arthropoda, Insecta, Diptera, Drosophilidae.
CACAUCACUAAAGAAUAGCAUAAUUUAACAUAAACCAAAAUUGUUUUGCAUUUUGACAAUUUGCAAACAUGGAAAGAAUUUGUCGAGUGUGCUCGAAAAGAUCCAGCUACCUUGUGGACAUAUUCGACAAGCAAGAGUCGGAGCAGAAGGAACUGAUAACUGAUAAAAAACAAAGCGAAGAACUCAUUCUUCCGAAUGAAAACGAAGACGUAAUCAAGUUGGAAAAGGAAGACAAUCCUGCACAGAGUUGGAAGUCUACAGAAGUCGAGGAGAACGAUGAUUUGCUCAGGACAGUAUUGUGGCGGAGAAAGUCUAAUCAGAGGGAGUAUUAAGAAAGAGAGGAACAUUGAACAUGAGGAGGAGUUCAUUGUGUCUGAAUUAGACGAGCAGACCUAUGCUAAUGAGUUCCUAUUUGAAGAUAUUAUAAUCAAGGAAGAGGCUUGCUUAACUGAAUUUUAUCCAGAAAACAGCAAUGAUGUUGGCCAGGUACCUUUAAAAAAAUUGGAUUAUUGGUAUCGAUGUCCCCACUGUCCAAAGAAGUGCAAGAAAAUUGAAAAUCUUAAAAAGCACAUGCCUACACAUACUGGCGGACUCCCUCACAAGUGUCUCUAUUGUCCAAGGACGUUUAAUAUGUCCUAUUACCUUAAGAUUCACCUUCGCGCUCAUACCAAAGAAGGACCCUUAAACUUUCCCGAAUGCCCAAAGACCUUUGCUGGCAAUAGAGCUCUAAAAGACCACAGUCGGAUUCAUACAAGCAAGGACAACCAUGUUCAGGAUUCAAAGUCGAAUCUACUUCUUAAAAAUGGAGACAAUGCUGAUUCCCUGAGAACUUUAAUCAAUAAUAAAUAUCCAUGUGAGAUUUGCGUUAAUGAAUUCAAUCGUCAGGAAAGUCUCACUAUGCGUACACGAGGCCAUGGAAAACGUCAGUAUAAGAAUCAACCGCGUCACAAGAGGGUUCAUAAGCUCGAUAGUUUAUACCAUUGCAUAUGUUCAAAAACCUUUUUGCACCAUAAGAGACUGCUUAAACACACUCGAGUGUCUAAUUUACUAGAGUCCGUCAACAUGUACCAAAAUACCAAAAUCACUUGCCACUUACUCACGUACCUAUGCUCUAAAUAGGCAUGUUUUCUAAGUACUUAGUAUUUAUAAUAAAUGUAAACCGA